CCCCCCUCCCUUCCCCCAUCGUAGUCUCCUCUCCACUGUAGAGAGAGAAAGAGAAGAGAGAGAGAGAGAGAGAGAGAGAGGAACAGCGCUUCUUCCCAAAAGAGCUUCUUUGUCAACCCCCUUUCUCUCUCCUCUCUCUCUCUCUCUCUCUCGUCGGCGGUGCGCUCACAGCCAUGGGUAGCCGCACCUCUCGCCACCGCAGCGACCCCGAUCGCCGCGCCCCUCCCCAACCCCAACCGCAACCCCAGCCCUGGCCCCAUCGCGCUCCCAAACCCUACGUCCCCGCCGCGGCGGCGCCGCCGCAGGCAUCGGCGUCGGCGGCGGCGGCGGCGGCGCCGGUGGGGAGGGUGCUGGGGCGGCCGAUGGAGGACGUGCGCGCGAGCUACGUGUUCGGGCGGGAGCUCGGGAGGGGGCAGUUCGGGGUGACGUACCUGGUGACCCACAGGGCGACGGGGGAGCGGUUCGCGUGCAAGUCGAUCGCGACGCGGAAGCUGGUGCACCGCGACGACGUGGAGGACGUGCGGCGCGAGGUCCAGAUCAUGCACCACCUCACGGGGCACCGCAACAUCGUGGAGCUCCGCGGCGCCUACGAGGACCGCCACUCGGUGAACCUCGUCAUGGAGCUCUGCGAGGGCGGGGAGCUCUUCGACCGCAUCAUCGCCCGCGGCCACUACACCGAGCGCGCCGCCGCCGCCCUCUGCCGCGAGAUCGUCGCCGUCGUGCACAGCUGCCACUCCAUGGGCGUCAUGCACCGCGACCUCAAGCCCGAGAACUUCCUCUUCCUCAACAAGAGCGAGGACUCCCCCCUCAAGGCCACCGACUUCGGCCUCUCCGUCUUCUUCAAGCCCGGAGAGGUGUAUAAAGAUCUCGUAGGAAGCGCAUACUAUGUGGCUCCUGAGGUCCUGAAACGGCAUUACGGACCGGAGGCUGAUAUAUGGAGUGCUGGAGUUAUACUUUACAUCCUUCUUUCUGGCGUUCCUCCCUUUUGGGCAGAGAAUGAGGACGGGAUAUUCAAUGAGAUUAGACGAGGCCAUGUCGAUUUCUUAUCUGACCCUUGGCCUUCUAUAUCUAGCGGUGCUAAAGACUUGGUCAAGAAGAUGCUGCGGCAAGACCCAAAAGAGCGGCUUACUGCCGCUGAAAUUCUUAAUCAUCCAUGGAUCAGAGAAGAUGGAGAGGCGCCGGAUAAACCACUUGACAACACUGUUAUAAGUAGAAUGAAACAAUUUAGGGCGAUGAACAAGCUUAAGAAAGUAGCCUUAAAGGUCGUCGCAGAAAACUUAUCGGAGGAAGAGAUCGUGGGCUUGAAAGAAAUGUUCAAAUCGAUAGAUACUGAUAACAGUGGGACAAUAACUCUCGAAGAACUAAGAACCGGUUUACCAAAAUUGGGUACUAAGAUCUCUGAAUCAGAGCUCAUGCAGUUGAUGGAGGCGGCUGAUGUGGACGGAAAUGGAAGCAUUGAUUAUCUUGAGUUUAUAUCAGCUACAAUGCACAUGAAUAGGUUGGAAAAGGAAGGUCACAUAUAUAAAGCAUUUGAAUAUUUUGACAAGGACAAUAGCGGAUACAUUACAAUGGAGGAGCUGGAACAAGCUCUGAAGAAGUAUGACAUGGGCGAUGAGAAAACAAUAAAAGAGAUCAUUGCUGAAGUUGAUGCAGACCAUGACGGAAGAAUAAAUUAUGAGGAGUUUGUGGCGAUGAUGAAGAAUAACAGUCAAGAUAUUGCUCCCAUAAGGCGACGGAAGUGAUGGACACCAUGCGUACCUCGCGGCGCGGUUCUUCUGUUCAGUAUAUUUUUACGCAUCCUGUAGAGGAUGCAAGCAUACGCGAUUGAGGACCUUUUUCGUGGAGCAUUACAUCGCCUGUAUUAAAGGGUGUCCUUCGGAGAGAUGACUAGGGGACAAAGCAGUUUCUGGGCGAUCAAAACCACCGUCCAAAAUCACGUCUAUGUGAUCUCCAAACUUAUUGUGUGCUUUUUGGCACUUUUGGUGUAGUGUUUGCCCUUUUGCCCUUUCCCAUGUUAGCAACUCAGUAUGCAACCCUCGUCUCGAGCGAACUUUGAACUUCUUUUGGUUUUCUUUUCUUUUUUUUUUUUUGGUUUGUGUUACUGUUAAGAUGAUCGAUAUAUACAUUAAUCAGAUCUGGCGAGCUGUUUUAUCUUU
Ananas comosus (pineapple) is the source of this 2156-nucleotide messenger RNA. Its product is annotated as calcium-dependent protein kinase 1-like. Lineage: Eukaryota; Viridiplantae; Streptophyta; Magnoliopsida; Poales; Bromeliaceae. Gene Ontology annotation, cellular component: cytoplasm; nucleus. Bases 174 to 1742 code for a protein of 522 amino acids. The record is from RefSeq and is a predicted model, not a curated record. Gene Ontology annotation, molecular function: calcium-dependent protein serine/threonine kinase activity; calcium/calmodulin-dependent protein kinase activity; calmodulin binding. Gene Ontology annotation, biological process: peptidyl-serine phosphorylation; protein autophosphorylation; intracellular signal transduction. The transcript has 8 exons.